AUGGAUCAAUUGAACAGAGGUGGAUUCACAUUCGAUAUGUGCAAGAGGAAUGAGUUGAUUGCAAAGACAGGUAUGAAGAUGCCAGGUUUCAUGAAGACUGGUACAACAAUUGUAGGUGUUGUAUAUAAGGAUGGAGUGGUGCUUGGUGCAGAUACUCGUGCCACUGAGGGCCCAAUCGUGGCCGAUAAGAACUGUGAGAAGAUUCACUACAUUGCCGACAACAUCUAUUGUUGUGGUGCUGGUACCGCCGCCGACACAGAGAAUGCCACUGGACUGAUCUCGUCCAAGUUGAAGUUGCACAAGCUGUCCACAGGCAAGGAGGUGCGUGUCGUCACUGCACUGACCAUGCUCAAGCAGAUGCUCUUCAAGUAUCAAGGACACGUCAGCGCUGCUUUGAUUCUCGGCGGUUUCGAUGUCACUGGUCCAUCAUUGCACACCAUCUACCCACACGGCUCCACCGAUCAGCUGCCCUUUGUUACCAUGGGUUCUGGUUCCCUCGCCGCCAUGGCCAUUAUGGAGGCCAACUAUAAGCCAGACAUGACUAGACAGGAGGCCAUUACUCUGGUAGCUGAUUCAAUCAAGAGUGGUAUAUUCAAUGAUCUGGGAAGUGGUAGCAAUGUGGAUGUUACAGUGAUCACAAAGGAUGGCGUUGAGGUGAUGAGAGGCUACGAGAAGCCCAACGAGCGUAAAUACAGAUCGAACCCAUACAUCUUUAGAAGUGGCACUACUCCAGUCAUCUCCCAUACCAUCGUCCCACCUCUUACAUCAAGAGUCACUGUCGAGGACGUUCCAAUGGAGACCAUC
Messenger RNA from Acytostelium subglobosum LB1, 804 nucleotides. RefSeq lists its product as hypothetical. Gene Ontology annotation, molecular function: threonine-type endopeptidase activity. The transcript has 3 exons. The record is from RefSeq and is a predicted model, not a curated record. Gene Ontology annotation, cellular component: proteasome core complex. The annotation marks the transcript as partial. NCBI's taxonomy places the organism in Eukaryota, Evosea, Eumycetozoa, Acytosteliales, Acytosteliaceae.